Rhizophagus irregularis DAOM 181602=DAOM 197198 is the source of this 1379-nucleotide messenger RNA. RefSeq names its product translation initiation factor eIF4A. The record is from RefSeq and is a predicted model, not a curated record. NCBI's taxonomy places the organism in Eukaryota, Fungi, Glomeromycota, Glomeromycetes, Glomerales, Glomeraceae. Gene Ontology annotation, molecular function: RNA binding; RNA helicase activity; ATP binding.
UUUUUUUUUUUUCAAAAAAUUUUUAUAAACAAUCGAGAUAUUUUUUUAAUCUAUAAUUUUACUACAUUAAAUCUUGAGAAUUUCCUUCCAUCUUUCAAGUAUGAGUAAAGACGAAGAAUUUAAUGAUAUCCCGGAUGCAGAGAUUGAGUCCAACUGGGAAGAAGUGGUCGACAACUUUGAUAAUAUGAAUCUUAAACCUGAACUUCUCCGGGGUAUCUAUGCUUACGGGUUCGAAAAACCUUCGGCUAUUCAACAGCGAGCUAUUCUCCCUGUUAUAAAAGGGCAUGAUGUAAUUGCCCAAGCGCAAUCGGGAACGGGCAAGACUGCUACAUUUUCUAUUUCUAUUUUACAAAAGCUUGAUAUGUCCAUUAAUCAGUGUCAAGCUCUUGUACUUGCUCCGACUCGUGAAUUGGCUCAACAAAUUCAGAAAGUAGUAAUUGCACUUGGCGAUUUCAUGAACGUUGAAUGCAAUGCUUCGAUUGGUGGUACAAACGUUCGUGAAGGAAUUAAAAAGCUCGAAGCUGGUGCCCACGUAGUCGUUGGAACACCCGGACGUGUAUUUGAUAUGAUAAACAGGCGUGCUUUAAAAACGGAUCAUAUCAAGAUGUUUGUUUUGGAUGAGGCAGAUGAAAUGUUGUCACGUGGUUUUAAAGAACAAAUCUAUGAUGUCUUCCAGCUCCUUCCUCCAAGCACCCAAGUAGUUCUCUUGUCUGCUACGAUGCCAGCUGAUGUUCUGGAAGUGACCACCAAAUUUAUGCGUGAACCCGUUAGAAUUCUAGUUAAGCGUGACGAAUUAACAUUGGAAGGUAUUAAGCAAUUUUAUAUUGCCGUUGAGAAGGAGGAUUGGAAACUUGACACUUUGUGCGAUUUGUACGAAACCGUGACUAUUACCCAGGCUGUUAUUUUCUGUAAUACACGAAGAAAAGUCGAUUGGUUAACCGAUAAAUUGCAUGCCCGAGAAUUUACUGUAUCCGCUAUGCACGGAGAUAUGGAUCAAGCUCAGCGUGACGUUAUCAUGAAAGAGUUUCGUUCCGGAUCCUCUCGUGUACUUAUCGCCACGGAUCUUUUAGCUCGUGGUAUUGAUGUUCAACAAGUAUCAUUGGUCAUCAAUUAUGAUCUUCCUACCAAUCGUGAAAAUUAUAUUCAUCGUAUUGGUAGAGGUGGUCGAUUUGGUAGAAAAGGUGUUGCUAUUAACUUUGUUACGAGCGAAGAUGUUAGAAUGCUCCGCGACAUAGAACAAUUUUACAACACACAAAUCGAUGAAAUGCCCAUGAAUGUAGCGGAUUUGAUCUAAAAAAAAAAUAUAUAUAUAUUUUUCACAUUAUUACUCAUUUUACGAUUCAUUCAUAUCACCACCAAAAAAAAAAAAAUUAUAAUCG